AUGGAGGGCCGUGCCUGGAGAGUCCUGUUGAUGCUUGCCAUUUUGGCAGCAGCCACCACAGCUUUGCCCCCUCAGCAAGCCGCGUGGAGCUACGAGGAGGCCGUCUCCUUGGCCAUAGACCUUUACAACCGAGAACCCGAGGGGGACUUUGCCUUCUGGCUCCUGGAAGCCAAGCCUCAGCCAAAGUGGGACUCCUCAGCAAAGUCCCCUCAGCGAAUACGGUUCACAAUGAAGGAAACCAACUGCCCAGUCUCCAAGGAGCGGUCCCUAGAGGGAUGUGCCUUCAAGGCUGAUGGGCUGGAGAAGGAAUGUUCCGGAACGUUCUCUGCCCAACAAGGGACUCCCAUUACCCAGUUCAAUUGUGAAACUGUACCUAAUGAUCACAUCCGCACCAGGAGAUCACCCAGUCUCAUAAGGAAGGAGCUUAAGAAAGCCAACAGCCGCAUUUUUUAGAAGAAAAG
Messenger RNA from Hemicordylus capensis (graceful crag lizard), 461 nucleotides. Its product is annotated as cathelicidin-related peptide Oh-Cath-like. The transcript is spliced from 4 exons. Gene Ontology annotation, biological process: defense response to Gram-negative bacterium; innate immune response; antimicrobial humoral immune response mediated by antimicrobial peptide. The coding region runs from base 1 to 453 and encodes 150 amino acids. Gene Ontology annotation, cellular component: extracellular region. Lineage: Eukaryota; Metazoa; Chordata; Lepidosauria; Squamata; Cordylidae. The record is from RefSeq and is a predicted model, not a curated record. Gene Ontology annotation, molecular function: lipopolysaccharide binding.